GAGAAACGAAACUCCUCCUCCUACUACCCCUCCUCAAUCUCAUUCUCAUUCUCAUUCUUAUCUUCUUCACACCACUAAGCCUCCCCUCACUCUCUCUCUGUCUCUCUCCCCUUUCUUCUCUAUCUCUACCUUUUAAUUUUUGACAUAUCCAAUGUGCCGUCUACUGCUAUACAAGGGCAAACAACCUAUUUUGCUUGCUCAUCUCUUGACUAAUCCCGCUCAUUCCAUCAUCAAUCAAUCAUUCGACUCAAAACUAAGACUUGAUCAUCGAAGACCACUCAAUGGCGAUGGAUUUGGUGUCGGUUGGUAUGAUAGUGAACCAGAAAAAGAUACCCGUAUUACACCCUGCAUCUUUACCUCUGUAACUCCAGCAUGGAAUAAUACCAACCUUGUAAGAUUGGCUGAGAAAGUCAAGAGUCCGCUUGUAUUCGCUCAUGUAAGAGCAAGUACUUCUGGUGCAGUAACAGAAGUCAAUUGUCAUCCCUGGAACUAUGGUCGUAUCAUGUGGAUGCACAAUGGAGGCAUUGCUCAGUUUGAUAAAAUUAAGCGCAAGCUGCAGAAUUCUCUUCCAGAAGAGCUUUUCCUGUUUGUUCAAGGAAAUACUGAUUCAGAAUGGGCCUUUGCCCUCUUUUUGAGCUUUCUUUCAAAUCCAAAUGCCGAACGAUUUGAACACCAGGAAUUAAAGGAAGCAAUGGUAAAGACAAUCGCACAACUUAAUACCUGGACUGAAGAGGAAGGAAUCAAAGAGCCAUCUCUGUUGAACUUUGCUGUCACAGAUGGUGCAUCUGUUGUAUGUGUGAGAUACAUUAGCAGCAAGACAGAAGAAGCGGCUUCUCUUUACUUCUCUUCAGGCACUCGUUUUGAAUGCUAUCAGCCAGGUUAUUACCGUAUGAUCAAGGCAGACAGAAGAGAGGAUAUGGUAGUAGUUGCCAGUGAACCAUUGACAUUUGAAAAGGCUGAUUGGCUUACUAUUCCAACCAAUACUGUGCUGGUGAUCACACCAAAACUCAAUGUACUUCUUCAGCCUAUCAAAGAUCAGUACUAUACAGGUGACAGAGGACUCGAAGUUAAGGUUGGAGAAACAGAAGUAGCGAGGAUACCAGAGCCCAAAGCCCAAUUAUUCAAGGCACAGGUAGAGGAACAAAUGCGACAUGAUAGACCAAUGUCAGUCAUAUAAACCACGACCAAAAGAAAGAAAUAACAACGAGAACAACAAACCAAAAAGUCAAAUGGUUUAAAGAGCAAAUCUGCGUUCCAACAAAACAUGCAUCUAAAAAUGAAAUUCUCACAAAUCACUGCCAUAACUUACAACCACUCUACCACUCUACCUUUCUCCCUUUAUUCUUUUCACCCCCUUCCUCCCACCCCCCUUUAUAUAUGUACACAUACAUACACAUAUAUAUACAUAUACAUAUAUAUAUCCUUUCUCCUUUUCCUCUUCCUCUUCUUCCUCUUCCUCUUCCUUAUUCCUUGUUUUGUUCAUUAUCAUUCUAUCUGUUUCAUUUUUCAUUGUAUUAUUUAUACUUCCAAAUACAUAAUAUAAUUAAUAUUCUAUAUAUACAU
Phycomyces blakesleeanus NRRL 1555(-) is the source of this 1563-nucleotide messenger RNA. RefSeq lists its product as hypothetical. The record is from RefSeq and is a predicted model, not a curated record. Lineage: Eukaryota; Fungi; Mucoromycota; Mucoromycetes; Mucorales; Phycomycetaceae. The coding region runs from base 152 to 1177 and encodes 341 amino acids. The transcript is spliced from 8 exons.